AGAAGGCCAUUGGUCGGCGGACCCGGUGAGACGGCCGUAAACGAGUGCUGGACGCAGGAUUUUAUGGUCGUCAUACCAUUGACGUCUUGUGGCGGAAUGAGUUAUUAUUUUCAUCUGUGACUUACGUUUCGCCAUAAAACAAAGUCGUGCGUGUUGGUGUUGCUGUGAUCGCGAUUGUGCCGUGGGAUCUAGUGUGUGUGCUCAGAUAUGGAGGGGCAACAGUACGGCAUGGGCUACGGUAUGCAGCCCCAGAUGGACCCCAACGGGCAGGCCAACACCGAGGGUGAGCCGAGGAAGCAAGACAUUGGGGAGAUUCUGCAACAGAUCAUGACUAUCACCGAACAGAGCUUAGACGAGGCUCAAGCCAGUACCGAAUUUUCCAGGAAGCAUACGCUGAACUGUCAUCGAAUGAAAAACGCCCUCUUCUCCGUACUUAUGGAAAUUAAGGAAAAAACAGUGAUAAACCUGCGGAACACGCAGGAGGAGGAGCCGCCCGACCCGCAGCUGAUGCGGCUCGACAACAUGCUGAUCGCCGAGGGCGUGGCCGGCCCGGAGAAGGGCGGCGGCGCGCAGGCGGCCACCAACGCCAGCGCGGCGGCCGCCGCCGGCGGCGCCUCCCAGGAGGGCACCAUCGAGCACUCCGACUACCGGGCCAAGCUGGCUCAGAUCCGGCAGAUCUACCACCAGGAGCUCGAAAAAUACGAACAGGCUUGCAACGAGUUCACGACGCACGUGAUGAACCUGCUGCGCGAGCAGUCUCGGACGCGGCCCAUCACGCCCAAGGAGAUCGAGCGCAUGGUGCAGAUCAUCCACAAAAAGUUCUCCAGCAUCCAGGUGCAGCUCAAGCAGUCGACGUGCGAGGCGGUGAUGAUCCUGCGCUCGCGCUUCCUCGACGCCAGACGAAGGCGACGGAACUUUAGUAAGCAGGCGGCCGAAAUCCUCAACGAGUAUUUCUACUCGCAUGUGGGCAAUCCGUACCCGUCGGAGGAGGCCAAAGAGGAGCUGGCGAAGCAGUGCAGCAUAACCGUAUCGCAGGUAUCGAAUUGGUUCGGCAACAAGAGGAUAAGAUAUAAGAAGAACAUCGGCAAAGCUCAAGAAGAGGCCAACCUUUACGCAGCCAAGAAGGCAGCAGGCUCGUCGCCGUACAGCAUGGGCGCCGGCACGCCUGGCCCCAUGAUGUCGCCACCUCCUGCCGACAUGAGCUACAACAUGUCCAUGAACGGCGCCCAGUACAACAGUCAGAGCCAGGGCAGUUACUCGGACUCGCAACCGGGCAUGGGAUAUUAACAAGGGCUUUUGAUAUCUGAGAGUUAGCGUGAAUGUGUGGACGGCGGGCGGCUUCGCGCCGCGAGCCGGCCGGUCACGGGGUAUCGGAGCCGCGGCCGAAUCUCACUGCAUCGUGCCGCCAUCUGUGAACGCUAUUUUCGUCCCGUCGUGACGUGCGCGCGCGGUGGACGGCGGCCGGUCGCGCCGCGUGAACGGCGGAGACGCGGCGCUGGCGGUGGGCGGAUGGGACGCGCGCGCGGACAGCGGCGCCGUGUCCGCCGGCGGACAGUGUCCGGCGCUGCCCGCGCGGACAGAGGCGCGGUGCGCCCCCCGGCGCGAGUGGGCGGCUUCUGAAGCUCCGCUGUAAAUAGUCGUUGUAGGAAGCGUUUCUAUAGUAGUGUGGAAAUCAAUGCCUAUAUAUAAAUAUAUAAAUGUGUGGAUGUAUGUAUAUGUAUGUGUGUGUGUGUGUGUGUGGUGUGUGUGUGUGUGUGUGCGUGCGUGUGCGUGUGUCAUACGCAUCUCUCACUGUCGGAAUCUCCACUCGUGGCGCGCGUUCUCGCCCCCUGUCUAGUCGGACUCCUCAUAUUGUUUCAUCGUGCCGCCAAAUUCCCCACCGUCGCGUCGGCGCCUAUACAUGCAUUCAUGUGCUAGCCUCUACAGGUAGUGGCAUUAGGCCCCGUUCAUUUGUGUCACAUGGCUGCCGUUUUUUGGGUGCUUGCAAUGUUGUCUCGCGGGGAUAUUACGUCCGUGGCGCCCGCGAGCGCGGCGACGGGCGGCCGUAGCCAGACUAGCAUAAAUUACCGAUACACUGACAUCAUACCUCUGACGUGGUCGGGUUGUAUCGCCGCCACUCGAGCUAGGCACGUCUCGUUUUUCGUUCGACUUGUGAUUUUUCGGGAGUAGCCGAACAUUUGGGGGUGCUGUUACAUUCUGUGCUGUGGCGCGGUGCCCACUUGUUUUGUAUGGUGUAUACUCAUUAUCGACUAUACUGUGCGUCCCCGAAUAAACGUGCCCACGUUUUGUACAAACGUACAUACCAAAAUACAUGGGUUUUGUUCGUGA
Molecule: messenger RNA, 2328 nt
Organism: Pollicipes pollicipes
Lineage: Eukaryota; Metazoa; Arthropoda; Thecostraca; Pollicipedomorpha; Pollicipedidae
Product: homeobox protein extradenticle
Exons: 9
Coding region: 208-1287 (359 amino acids)
Biological process (GO): regulation of DNA-templated transcription
Cellular component (GO): nucleus
Molecular function (GO): DNA binding; DNA-binding transcription factor activity, RNA polymerase II-specific
Source: RefSeq, a predicted model, not a curated record